Messenger RNA from Bemisia tabaci, 10363 nucleotides. RefSeq lists its product as uncharacterized. Gene Ontology annotation, molecular function: ATP binding; ATP hydrolysis activity. Gene Ontology annotation, cellular component: nucleus. NCBI's taxonomy places the organism in Eukaryota, Metazoa, Arthropoda, Insecta, Hemiptera, Aleyrodidae. The record is from RefSeq and is a predicted model, not a curated record.
GCAGAGCGACCGAGAAAUUUAUUACAUGGCGGAUGUACUGAUGUGCAAUUAUCCGGAGUUACUCUGUGUUUAAUUAAUUUAUUUUAGUUAUUUUAUAAUUUAUUGUUAAAUAGUGAAGUGUGUGAUGUGAAGUUAUCAUUGGUUUUGAUCCCAAGGAAUGUUUCAAUGCAAAGUAUCUCGGCUGAAACUACGAAUAACCUCCAAAAUGUUGGUAGCCGAUUUUCUUAUUUGGAACAAUAAACCUCAAGAAUCAUGUCUAUUUACGUCGUAAAAAAGUAAGGAUGUCGUGAGGAAAAUCCACCAUUACAUUAUGGAUCCGUUCAGGGUAUCAAGGAUAGGAGCUGUUACAAUACAGCGCAUCAUUCCUGAAGCGUCCAAACAGAGUAGUAGUCACACUCCUGUGUUCUCGAAUUUUAGCACUCAGAAUGAUUCGGAGAUCGAAAAUGAGCAAGGCAUCAAAACAGGAACGGCAGCUGAUCGUACUGCAGCUGACAUGGAAGUCGACGAAGACAAGCCAGUUCCCAACACUUUCUUCCCUGAAGAAAGCGAUACGAUGGGACCAGGCUUCGGAAGAAUGGAUCCAGAGCAGUCCUUCCAAGGCGAGGCUAGAAUGGUGGAAGGCUCGUUCAAAAUUGAAAAUCAUCCUGAAACGCUACAAAACCAGUCUCCAAAAUUCAGGCCAGGUGAUGAAAGCGGGAGCGUUUCAGAACCAAAGCCUGAAAGCGACAGAACUAUGGUAGGAAAUGAAAAUGAGUCCAAUGACCGGUCGGAAGUCUCAACGGAUUCUCGAACUUCAGGAGGCGGGGAAGAAGCCAGUAAUUCUUCUAAUAAGGCUGAUAGUAAGAUAACUCAAAAUAAUUUUUCUGAAGACAUCAAUAAAAAAUUAGGUAGAUUUGGUUUUAGUGUUAGCGUAAGUGAAGUAAAAAUUCCAUCCUCAGAUCAGACCUCAAUCGAUGAAGCUCUAGGCGAUGAGGCUCCAGACGAUGAAGGAUGUGAAGAUCCUAAUGUAGAGGAGCCGAAAGACGAAGACGGUCUUGAAUCCAUCGAAAACUUGGUUUCAUCUCUUAGCGAGCAGUCGGAUCAGUUUAAGGAGCUGAAGUCGAACGUAGAGUUUUUGGAUGCGUCUGACUUCAAGAAAGAAAUAUUUAGUGAGGAUCUAGACAGUGAAACCGCAAAAAGUGAUGUCAGAAAAGAGCCCAACCAGAUGGACGAUGAGCAAAAGAUGGAUGUAGCUAAUGACGACGUGAAAGUAAAGAAAGAAGACGAUGAUAAAGAGGGAGAUGAAGCAUCAGAAGAAGACGAUGAAACUGAAGGAGAUGGUGAUGGCGGAGAUGAAAAAGAUCUUGAUGAUAAAGAUUCUGACAAGCCUAAAAAGAAGCAUUCCAAGAAAAAGAAAACCAAAAAAUCACCCAGUAAAGAAGAUGGUGAAUCAACUUCCUCGGAUUCUGGUAGUGAUUCUGAAAAGAAAAAACGCAAGAAAGCUGGUGUGUUAAAUAUGAGGCGCAACAUUCGGGAAGUCAUGGACGAAACACAAUUAGACGAAUCAACACUCAAUGCUCAAAGACAAGAAGCUGAAAGAUUACGGCGCGUGCAAGAACAACAAAGAAUUAUAAGAGAGGUUCAAAGACAAAUAGCCAUUAACAGACAGCAAAAUAAAACACAAACCCGAGUGAUUUCGCUCCUGCAAGGAGGCUCCUCUUCCUCUAAAACCACUGUAACCUCAUCAAGCUCAUCUAAACCCAGCACAGUUGUCGUCAAAGUCUCCUCUGGCUCUGGCUCAACGCAAAUCGUCAAUAAAAAGGUGUUAGACUUGCUCAAAAGUCAAAAGAGUGGUUCAGAUAGCUCAAGUGAGAUCCGAGUCACUUCCAUUCCUCGAUCAUUUAAUAAGCCACACAUGGUCACACCCUCCGUUUCAAUAGCACCAGUUCAAGCAAAAGCUAUCUCAACAACACCUGAAGAUUUGAGUGAUGAAGAGAAUCUCGCUCGUGCAGCAAUUGCACUGAAGAAGAAAGCAGCGGCAAAGAAAGACGUGGUCACCAUCAGUAGUAGCUCUGGUUCAGAGGAUGAUUGUAUCGUCAUAUCAGAACCGAGCGCAGGUGAAGAAAGCGAACAAGAAGAUGAUCCAACCAACAGUGGAAUGCAUACCAACGACACUUACAAUGUACCUGAUGAACAGGGACGUGUGUUAAUAAAUGUUGGUCAUCCGGAAUCAGAACCCGAUGUUUUUCUCUCACCACAAAUUGCAAGAAUUAUCAAACCUCAUCAGAUUGGAGGUGUAAGGUUCCUUUUCGACAACAUUGUAGAAUCUCUUGAAAGGUACAAAACAUCCACUGGAUUUGGUUGUAUUCUGGCUCAUUCAAUGGGACUGGGAAAAACGCUUCAGGUUGUUUCUUUUUGUGAUGUGUUCCUGCGGUAUACCGAAGGCAAAAGUGUCAUGUGUAUAAUGCCAAUCAAUACUCUCCAAAAUUGGGUAGCAGAGUUCAAUCACUGGCUUCCAUUGCCUGCAGAAGCUCCCAAUUCUCCCCUUGCAGCUGAUGGUGAAGUCCGACCACGGGAAUUUCAAGUCUACAUUUUAAAUGAUUUCCAAAAAUCUAUCACUGCGAGAGCUAAGGUCAUACAAGAAUGGAAAAAAGAAGGUGGUGUUUUAUUGAUAGGAUAUGAAUUGUAUAGACAACUUAGUUUGAAAAAACCAAGGAAGCCUAGAAAUAAGAAACAGAAAGAGGAAGAAAUUCCAGACGAUAAAGCUAAGCCUCUUCUGGAAGAAAUGUAUGAAGCAUUAGUUAAACCUGGUCCUGAUCUCGUAAUAUGUGACGAGGGUCAUCGAAUCAAAAAUAGUCAUGCUUCUAUUUCGCAAGCUCUCAAGCAAAUUAGAAGCAGACGCAGGGUUGUUCUUACUGGCUAUCCGCUUCAGAAUAAUCUUCUGGAAUAUUGGUGCAUGGUGGAUUUUGUACGACCAAAUUAUUUAGGUUCAAAGACAGAAUUUAGUAAUAUGUUCGAACGUCCAAUUCAAAAUGGUCAGUGUGUCGACAGCACACCUCAAGAUGUCCGGCUAAUGCGAUAUCGUGCUCAUGUUCUUCAUUCUCUGUUAGAAGGGUUCGUCCAGAGGCGAAGUCACUCUGUUCUUCAACAAGCUCUUCCACAAAAAGAAGAAUAUAUUCUACUAGUUCGGAUGACACCUUUCCAACGGAAACUGUACGAAACAUUCAUGAAUGAAGUAGUUAGAAUUAAAGCUGUACCAAAUCCUCUCAAAGCGUUUGCUGUGUGUUGCAAGAUUUGGAACCAUCCAGAUAUAUUGUAUAAUUUUUUGAAGAAAAAGGAAGAAGUAGAUCUAGAUCUAGUUGAGGCAGCUGCGUGUCUUGGUACCCCUGGCUCAAUGACUACUAGCGUACCUCCCACUCCUCCUACGCCCACAACCAAAGGUGGGAAACGCUCUCGCGCCAAAGAUCCAUCAGCAGCAGCUAAAAAAGAUAAAAAGCCUCGGAAGGGCGCCAAGGGAGCUAAUGAUGCAGAGAAUACGCCUGCUGUUGCAACUGUUCUACCAAAUGUGAACAACAAUGCAGGAGGAAGCGAUCAGUCCUUACUGCCAUUCAAUUACAACAACCAAAACAACUCUAGUUCAUUCAACGCCAACUCAAGCUACCCCGACAGUGGAAAUUACAAUGGUUUUGAGCACCAACAGUUCCCUGGCCACAUCGGAACAAACUACAAUAACCCUAGUCAGCAGCCCUACGACUCGUUCAACUAUAAUCAAAGCAACUAUCCAUCGCAAAGCCCUCUUCCAGGAGCCACAAAUCAACCAGGGACACAGCAACAUCAAGCAUAUUAUCCACCAGGAUAUCAGGACCAGUCAAACUAUUGGCAAGACAACAGCAAUUUAUACCCCAACAACUCUGAUCCACAUUCAGAAAUGAAUUAUUAUGGGAACAGCGACAAUGGCUUUUACGAUCAGAACAACAGCAACUUUAGUACAUCAAACAACAUGUAUAAUCAAUCUAACUAUGCACGCGGGUGCUACGAUAAUAACAGUUCUGUCAGUGCGAACAUGCCUACCCCUGACAAUCCAGUCAACAUUCCCUCUUUGCCGAACGUGGGCAAUAGUUUAAGUGAUACGAGUAAUAACUUAGAUUCCUUCGCUAAUAAAGACAGUCGGAACUUUAGUUGUUUAAGCAAUCCUCCCAGUGUCCCCGCUUUUAACAAUGUAACGGACAAUGUACAUAAUAUUGUGAAUAGCAACUUAGGAUUAACAAAUUUACCGAAUAAUGUGGACCCAGUUGAUAGUCUCAUGAAUACAAAUCUAGCGGCAAACAACUGCGAAAGUGGGAAGAAUUCGGGUAAUUUCCACGGUUUGCCAGGUUAUCAGGGUAAUCUUUGCAACACGAAUAUGAUGAGUUCGAUUAUGAAUGAGUCAGUGGUUGACACAGUCAAUAAUCCUGCUUCAAACAGUAAUGUGAUGCAAGAUGCCUACAAUUCCAUCUCAUCAUACGGAAAUCAACAAUUUAAUAACUACCCUGCACGAGGUAAUAACUUUCCUCCACAUCAAAUGGAUGUAUCUCAAAAUCUUCCCUACAAUCACUUAGCAGAUAACCAACCAGGGUUUCCAUCGUCAGAAAAUCAGCCUGGAUUUUCUGCUGCGAAGCAAAAGACUGAUUUCUCUCCUAAAAAAGAGCUGGACUCGAAUAUAUUUCCCAGUAGUGAUAGUACCUUAAAUGAGCUUGGCUUUCCGUUUAAAUCUGAGUCGAAAGAAGAUAUCAAAGAUCUACCUACCGUUCUGUUUCCUUCCAAAGAAGAGAUUAAAUCUGAAACAAAGGAGGAGAUCAAAGAUGAAUUGAAACCUGACUGUGCCAUCAAAGACAAAAAAGAAGUUACUGCUGCUGACAGUCAAAAGGACAAUUCUCACAAUGAAUUGGGAAACUUGGCUGAUGGAACCAAAAAGGAUGUUACUUCGGUGGUUAAAUCUACUUUUGAAAGCCCAGCAUCCAAGAAAGAGGACCCAGGAAUUCCAUAUGAUUGGGCUAUCAAACUAUUGGAGGAUUACGUUCCUGGGCUGAUUGAUUCGUCCCCAAAAAUGGCGAUAUUUUUCUGUAUCGUGGAAGAAUCAAUUGCCAUGAGAGACCGGAUCCUAGUUUUCAGUCAGUCUCUUUUCACGUUAAAUUUAAUUGAAGAUUUUCUCCAGAGAAACUACAUUCCAGGGACUGAUACAUAUUGGGCUAAAAACUGGAGCUAUUACCGUUUGGAUGGGAGUACAACUGCCUCCGAGAGAGAAAAAUUGAUAAACGAAUUCAAUGCAAACGAUCAAGUACACAUGUUUCUAGUAUCUACUCGAGCUGGGUCAUUAGGUAUCAAUUUGGUUGGUGCUAAUAGAGUAAUUGUUUUUGAUGCCUCCUGGAAUCCUUGCCAUGAUACCCAAGCUGUGUGUAGAGUUUAUCGUUAUGGCCAGCAGAAACCAUGUUUUGUCUAUCGAUUGGUGAUGGACAAUUGUCUAGAAAAGAAAAUCUACGAUCGUCAGAUAAACAAGCAAGGAAUGGCAGACCGAGUUGUUGACGAAUGCAAUCCUGAUGCUCAUCUGUCCAUCAAAGAAGUUGCAAACUUGUGUUGGGAUAACGAUGAGGACUCCGUGCCACAAGAUUAUUCUAAUCAGAAGGAUAAAUAUUCAGACUUCAUCAUUCAUAAAAUCCUCGAUAACUAUAGUCAUUUCCUUUCAAAGGCACCAUUUGAACAUGAAUCUCUUCUUGUUGAUCGAAAAGAUAAAAAACUAUCCACUGCAGAGAAAAGGCUGGCUAAACGAAGUUAUGAACUUGAAAAGCAAGCCAACACCCGCCCCACUUAUAAUUUUGUCGGAAAUCAGCAAGGUCUUCAAAUAAGAUCCAUGACGAAACCAAUGGCUAGCGUACGUCCGAUGCAGUCUGAAAACUCUUUGACAAAAGAUGGCAACAGCAAAUGGAUUCCUGCUGAAGUGUGGCAGAAACAGGGAAUGAGUGCUCAAGAGAUGACGUUGCCGCUCGAUGUUGUUAUUCCUACUAACUCUGCAGACCGAUCAUCGAUCGUCCUCAAUGCCGGGCAGAAAGUGAUGGUUCUGAAAAGCCCAAAAGGAAUUUACAUGCAACUGGAGAACGGGAAAAUUAUAGCUAUCAGAACAGCAUACAAAGUAGGGGCAGGUGGAGCUGCUAACAAAGGGACUGAGAAAAAAGUUUUCCCAGCUCAACCUCAAACGAGGCAAAUACCCUUGAAUCGACCUCCGUUUGACCGAAAUGUCAGGGGUCUCGAAGGGAGGAGAGAAAUAUCAGUUUCACCAAUCAGAGGGAGAGGUCAAGCAGUACCAGGACUUCUUCGCAAUAAUUCAAGCAUCUCCAUUACUCCGAGAACGGUUCCUGUCACUCGCAACGUAGCUCCUGGAGCGAAGCACAACGGUGGUCUGAUUCGGCUCCUUGGACCGAAAAGCAGAACGACUAAUGUAAGACUUCCAGUCAUUAAAGAUUCCAAUGUUUCUGUAACCAUUACGAAAAGAAAUCCCACCACAUCAAACGCUAACUUAGGAUCCGGUUCGUUCUCAACACCUCCAAGCUCCGAGCAUUUGGAACGAGACUCAAGUUACCACUCACGGCUCGAAACUAAAGCAAAGCAAGUCGAAAGCAAGGGAACCAGUGCUGACUUCUCUGACAACCUAAGUCAGUCUCCAGGCAGUAGUAGCAGUAGCAGCUUUAGCCAUCAAAUGGAAAGAGCUGAUUCAAAAUCUGUGGGUACAGAACCUGCAGAUUUUAAAGAGUCCGGUGGGCUAAGUCAAGGCACUUGCACUAGUUCCUCGUCUCUAGACAGUAUUUAUAAUGAGCCCACUAAAUCAAAGCUAGAUGUUAAAAUGGCUAGCGAGUCCGUACGGACGAAACUUGGUAUCAAGUCUCCUGAAUACAAGCAUUCCGAAGGGGUGUAUCAUGAAUCGAUCAGAUCCAAAAUUGAUAUCAAACCUGUGGAAAGGGUGGCUUCUGAACCAGUCCGGACAAAGAUAGAUAUUAAGCCAUCAGCUGAUUGUAGACCAAAAAUCGACAUAAUCCCAUCAAACUACAAACAAAUGGAUAAAGUCUACUAUGAAUCCGUUCGUUCAAAAGUUGAUGUGAAAGCAUCAGACUUCAAGCAAACAGAUUCCGCUAGACCAAAAAUGGAGAUAAAGCAGUCGGAACCUGCCAGGCAAAAAAUAGAUAUGAAAGCCUCUGAAUACAGACCGUUGGAUAAAAUGAAAAACUUGUCAUAUUCUCAGAGUCAAGCAAUUUACCCUCCAGUCAAUGAGCGUCCAAGUGGAUCUCAAGGAGUAGAUAAAUCAAAAUUCCCCUCGCUCCCUAACAUCUCUUUCAAUCCGGUCAACACAUCACAGAAAAACUAUCGGCCCACAUCUCAUCAGCGGUCCACGCCGGCAAUGAACAGUACCUAUCGCAACGAUAUGAACCGGAUGCCGGAAACAUCACCUGCUCUAGAUUUUAAGAAACCGACCUCCACAACCACAUUCAACUCUGCCACUUACUCUGGUGGCGUCGUAUCAGAUCUGCAACAAAUGCCGCAACAGUAUAAAAACCCCUCGCCGUAUUCAUCCUCAGAAAAACCGCCUCUCACCAAAGAUACCGCUUUUCAGAAUUUGAAACAAAGGGGAUCGAUUAGUAUUAUUCCGAUGGACAAAGGGCCCAAGCCUGCUCAGACCUCUCUUCACAGCCAAACCCAUCAGAUAGCGUCGGGUACAAAUCAGGCAUCACAACUCCCUCUCAAUCCGGAGUAUGAUUAUCGGUCCAUGGACUCAGGCGUUGAAUCGUUCUCCUCACCCGCUUAUAGAUCAGAUUAUUACUCGGACUACAGUCAGCCGGUUUCAUCAGCCCCUGCCUCAAACCCACAGAUCUACUCACACCCUAGUGAACGGUCCUCUAUGCAGUCGCAUUCUGGGUCGUAUGACAUGUACCAGCAGCCAUACUCAAGUGGAAAUGUUGAUAGCUCGGGGGGUAAUGUUGGUAGUUACGGCUCAACUGCGUACAACCAGACUUCUUACGAUCCCUCUGCAAUGAAUCAGCAAAUGAACCAACAAAUGUACAGUGCCUUUCAUAGGCCGGAGCCUAUUUACCCCUCCCCACCGUCUGGUUCCUAUCAGAACGCAGCUAAUUCCUAUCAGUACGACCCAUACUAUACUCCAUACCCUGGUGCUCCCGAUAAUUCUUCUUUGCCAAACCCACAAAGACCACAAUGAAGAAGUGGUGCGGUGCGCACUCAUUUUUCUUGAUUUGAUCUCAUUCUCAUACAUGCAAGCAAGUCACUGGUUCAUUUGUUCCGAUGCGUUUUCACCUACUUAAUCUGUAUCAGUGUGCAUGAGCCUUGUUCAAAUUGUGUCUAUAAUUUUUUUUUUUUUUUUUUUUUUUUAGUAUCUUUAAUCUAUAGCGAUUGUUCGGUUUUACACUUCCCAAGUAACAAAACUAUUAAUGUGGCAAGUGAUAAAGCGUUCUGAUAAAUGUAGGAAUGAACCAUUAGACAAGGUACGAAUUUAAGCAUUCUGUUACUUGUUUCCUAACCAAAAUUUCUUUCAGAAACCGAUUUGCGCAAGGAAUAUUACUCAAAUCAACUCUUUUAUAAGAUAAUAACGGUUUUAUUUUACAUCGGUCCUAGGAAAUUUGAACUCCUCGUUUGCAAGAAAAACAAAUACCUACUUCAAUCAAAUCGCGCACUUAGUUGGUAUUGGCAGGUUUCGUAAUCAAGCAAUGUUCCCUAUCAGAAUCCUUAAAUUCACACCUUGUCUAGUGGUCCAGUUCUACAUUAAUGAGGAUGUUUUACUUCAUGUUCCAUAGCAAGCUGUGUCGUUUUGGUUGCUAGGUUUGAUAACGUACACCGAACAGUGAAAUGCUCCUUGUAAAUUGCUUUCAAGCCAUAAACUCUUGGCUACUUCUGUAAGUAGAAUAUUUUUUUUUUUUUUUUUUGCUGGUAGGAGAGAGAUUAUCCUACUCGAGUAGCUUUUCAACAGAACACCCAGUAUAUUUACUUAUUUUUCUUUUCCUUAUCCUAGCUCUGGGGAGUUCAUCGAUAACGUUCCUUAUCUUCCUUGCUGCAAAUGUAGAAGCAGGGUCCGCGAUAAUUGCUCUCUGUUUUGCUUUUCCUCUUGAAACUACAAGAGGGGCUAAGCUUUAGCACAUUUCAUCUGUUACUUUUUUGUUGGCAACUUUAGCAUCUUAAAAAUCUUUUCAACUGUCCUUAUUAUUUUAUUUUAGCUGGAGUGUUCAUUUAUCUAUUGUAUUUCUUCAGAUCUAAACUUGCAGUUUUACUCUCGCAACUUUCCUAAGUUUCUUUGUUUUUAGAACCCAGUUAUAUCAUUUAUUGUAAUUUUUAUUUUUUGAGCUUCAGUAACAGUUUGAUUUUUAAAUGCGAAGUUAAAGUUAGCUCAAUAGUUGCAAGCUAAUUUUCUGGAGGAAAAUAUAUUCCUGAUCAGUUUUACACACAUCCAGUUCUUGGCCACUGCUGUCCAUAUCUCCUCUCAAGAGGCCAAUGAUCAAACUUUAUUUUUUAGCCCUGUUGGUUACUCUUUCCUCUUUCUGGUAGCUUUUAGUAAGUUGUGUCGUCUUUUUUCUUGUAAAUGACAUCUAAUCAUUGUUGCUGAUCAUUGAUUUUUAUUUCCAAUCAUGCUGCCGAUUGUAGAAUAGUUUUAUUUUGUUUUAAUACAUCAGACUAAUAUGUUUUGUCCACCAGAGCAAGGUUACCUCACACUUUGGCCGAAGUAAUCCGGUGAACUGACAAUGAGCACUGUCAGUUUGACAAACUAGUUUCUGCUCAGUUUAACUGGCUAAGGUAGUCAAAAAGUGAGAUUAUACUUUGGCCAUACACAGACUGACUGAGAGGAGUUUGCGAGGGAAGUUUGAAGGAAAUUCGUCCCUAUAGAUGAAGUGUGAGGUAAAAGUUCCUUAGUUCCUAAUCUCAGUUGUAGGCCCAUCAACGACGACAGCCUCUGUAACCAAUCAUUGCAAUUUUUUACUGCCAUCCCCUCUUCUCCUUGUUUUCAAUUUCCAUUGCUGGUGCAACAUCGUUAUAGUUGUAUUUGUUAGCAUUUCCAAUUUUCAUUUUGUGACGGAUGUGUUUAUUUUCACCUGAAUUGCUAUCACAAAGAAAAUGACAAAAAUUUGAUAUUUCUAUUACUCCUCAAGUUACUUGCAACCCACUUUAAUGUAGUUGCCUAAUAAACAACACCGUAGAAGAGCAAUUCAUAAGAUUUCAGGGAGUGAAAGAAGAACAAUUAUUUUGGUUCCAAGAAAGAAACAGAUAGAUUCGAAACUUUUUGACAGCUACAGUGGCACUAUUACGUGAAAUUUCACUCUCCUAAAAGACAUCUUAUUUUUCUGUUUUAUACCCAAAA